CACAGUCGUCAGCUCGAAUCUUAAAGAAGACCCCCCCCUUAUAAAGCGCAUUCAGCUUGCUUUGCUCCAUGGCUAGGUAGGGGUCGGCCCUGUCGCCCUAUCGCCAGAAUCUCUUCGACGAGCACGGCGGCCACCCGCAGCCGGCGACACAUGAUCGCAUCACCUGUAACAAAAGGGAAGAAAAGAGACACACAUCAAAGACAAGAUGGGUGACGCACUAGCCGGUAUCAAAAUACUCGUCAUCCCCGCCGUCAUCUCGCUCAUCCUCUUCCUCCUCCUCACUUUCGUCGUCGUGCCCUGCUGGCGCCGCUACCGCGCCCGAUACAGCCAGUAUCUGCCCAUCGACGCAAUAUCAGAGCACACGACCUCCUGGCGCUACCGCAUCACCAACCGCAUCGUCCGCAUCGCCAGCCUCCCCUUCCGAUGGCGGCGAGAUAGGGAUAUCGCCAUGGCCGGCGGCAUUCCAGAUCGCGACCUCGAGGAGGGCGAGGAGCUGGAGGACAUUGACGAGGACAUUGCCCAGGUGCUCGAUGCCCUGGCCCGGUCCAGGCGGCCGGACAACGAGAGACGCCUAAGCCGGGAGCUAGAAGAGGGAUUUAUAGACGACAGCAGCGAUUCAGACUCGGAUUAACACGAAAGCCUGCUGAAGAGAAGGAUAAAAGAGAAGCGCAAGGGAAACAUGUCAUUAUAAUACAUCUAGAGAUAUCACGCCAUCUUCUGGCAAUCAAGGGGGUUUACCUGCUCCAAAGGCAUAAUCAAAGGCCAAAAAGGCCACACAAUCAACAGGGCAUUACUAGCGACUCAUCAAAUACGGCCUCGUACCGAGUGUGCUUCAAGGGUAAAGACAUACGAGUAGCCUUACAUACUAUCCGCCUGACGUUGCGACACUGAGUACAAGUUGGCGCCAAAUGCGAUUGGCGAUUCAGCACAGUUGGAUAAUAGCCGCUUCCUUGUAUUUCUAUUAGAUAUGUAUAACACCAUCUAUCGACUUUAUAGAAAAGACCUGCUUAUGCUGUCCCACA
This is a messenger RNA of Trichoderma harzianum CBS 226.95, 1022 nucleotides long. RefSeq lists its product as hypothetical. NCBI's taxonomy places the organism in Eukaryota, Fungi, Ascomycota, Sordariomycetes, Hypocreales, Hypocreaceae. Bases 206 to 631 code for a protein of 141 amino acids. The transcript has 3 exons. The record is from RefSeq and is a predicted model, not a curated record.